GUAAACAUAAAAAAACAAAGUUCUGUGCUUUUUUAGCAUUUCGAUACAAUCGGAGACCAUUUAUCAAUAUUUCAAUACGCGUUAUCCCCUGAAACCCUAGUCCCCCAUCUGAUAUAAAAUCGAAGAUUUGGGCUGUCCUUCGUCUUCCUGGAUAGUCUCUGAAGUCAAGAAGGGAACGCCAGAACACUAUUUCUCCACCCAACUCUUCUUGGAGCCAUGUCGAGGAGGAAGGUUAGGGAACCAAAGGAAGACAAUGUGACCCUUGGACCCACUGUAAGAGAAGGAGAACAAGUUUUUGGCGUGGCUCAUAUUUUUGCUUCAUUUAAUGACACAUUCAUACACGUGACUGAUUUGUCUGGAAGAGAGACACUUGUUCGUAUAACUGGUGGCAUGAAGGUCAAAGCUGACCGAGAUGAGUCUUCUCCUUAUGCAGCCAUGCUUGCAGCACAAGAUGUUGCACAGAGAUGCAAGGAACUUGGCAUUACUGCUCUUCAUAUUAAGUUGCGGGCUACGGGAGGAAAUAAGACUAAGACACCCGGUCCUGGUGCUCAAUCUGCUCUUCGUGCUCUUGCUCGUUCUGGAAUGAAAAUUGGCCGCAUAGAGGACGUGACUCCAAUUCCAACUGACAGCACUCGUAGAAAGGGUGGUAGAAGGGGGAGAAGGCUCUAAGUUGGGUUCUUGUGUUCAAUCAAAUCAUCUCAUUGUUUUUAUUUUUGUAUUGUUAUUUUUAGUUCUGGGGUGGGGUGGGGAUGGUGAGAACAGUUUUGUAGCUUUGGACCAUAUAAUUAAACCUUGCGCUGAUGUGGAGCAUCUGUGAAAUGGAAGGUCAGUAGGGGCACCACAGAAAGUGAAUGUGGUUCCUACUUGAAACUUUUUUGAAGUAUAUGAUGGUGUGGUACUGUGCCAA
Malania oleifera is the source of this 907-nucleotide messenger RNA. RefSeq names its product small ribosomal subunit protein uS11z-like. Bases 217 to 669 code for a protein of 150 amino acids. The record is from RefSeq and is a predicted model, not a curated record. The transcript has 6 exons. Gene Ontology annotation, cellular component: cytosolic small ribosomal subunit; ribosome. Lineage: Eukaryota; Viridiplantae; Streptophyta; Magnoliopsida; Santalales; Ximeniaceae. Gene Ontology annotation, molecular function: structural constituent of ribosome; small ribosomal subunit rRNA binding; mRNA 5'-UTR binding. Gene Ontology annotation, biological process: maturation of SSU-rRNA from tricistronic rRNA transcript (SSU-rRNA, 5.8S rRNA, LSU-rRNA); ribosomal small subunit assembly; translation.